This is a messenger RNA of Exophiala spinifera, 1806 nucleotides long. RefSeq lists its product as uncharacterized. The transcript has 2 exons. Gene Ontology annotation, biological process: superoxide anion generation; defense response. The record is from RefSeq and is a predicted model, not a curated record. Lineage: Eukaryota; Fungi; Ascomycota; Eurotiomycetes; Chaetothyriales; Herpotrichiellaceae. The coding region runs from base 1 to 1806 and encodes 601 amino acids. Gene Ontology annotation, molecular function: superoxide-generating NAD(P)H oxidase activity. Gene Ontology annotation, cellular component: plasma membrane; NADPH oxidase complex.
AUGAACUCUACAUCACCGCCACCAUACUUCUACGAGGUGCCGCUGGGACGGUCGAAUACAACGACGCAUGAUAAUGCGCCUAUGUACUACCUAGAAAAGCCCUUGGCCAGAUCAAACACAAUGUCCGCAACCUCUGUCAUGACGGAACGCACACGGUCGACACCUCUCUCGAGGUUGUUGUUGUCGGGGGAGGUCAGCGGAGAGGCGCCUCGCGGCUUAACAGCGAAAGAGAAGUUGGAAAGGUGGAUGGUCAACGAAGGUUCAAGACGGGUGGUAGUGGGACUGUUCGUGCUGGUUCACGCACUGAUCUUUGCCUUCGGCUUCAUGAAUUAUCAGCUGAAGGACAACCUCACAACUGCGCGCGCGACUUUUGGCAUCACGUACCCUAUCGCAAGAUCCGCGGCACUCGUCUUGCAUUUUGACGUUGCCCUAAUCCUCUUUCCCGUCUGCCGGACCUUGAUCUCCUUACUGCGCCAGACACCUCUCAACAGCAUCGUCCCUUUCGACAAGAACAUCACUUUUCACAAGACCGUCGCCUACUCAAUCGUCUUCUUUACUUGGGUCCAUACCAUUGCGCACUGGAACAACUUUGCCCAGCUUGCAGCUAAGCAAAAUGUCGGUUUCGUUGGAUUCCUGAAAAUCAACUUUCUUACUGGCCCUGGCUGGUCCGGCUAUGUGAUGCUGUUCGCUUUGAUGGCAAUGUUCUUCACCUCGAUCGAGAAACCCAGGCGUGCAAAUUACGAGCGCUUCUGGUCCAUCCACCAUCUCUUCAUCGUCUUCUUUGGCUUCUGGUCAGUCCAUGGCGCCUUUUGCAUGAUCAAGACCGACAGCCCGCCUUUUUGCUUUGGCACAGGUGUCUUCUGGGAGUACUGGAUGUACGGCGGCUUUGCCUACCUGUUAGAACGAGUCCUUCGAGAGGUCCGUGGACGCCACAAGACCUAUGUCACUAAGGUCAUCCAACAUCCUAGUAACGUCGUGGAAAUUCAGAUGCACAAGGAGAGGACGAAGACCAGGGCCGGUCAGUACAUCUUCCUAUGUUGCCCCGAAAUCUCCAUCUGGCAAUACCAUCCCUUCACCUUAACCUCGGCUCCCGAGGAAGACUACAUCUCGGUCCACGUCCGCAUGGUCGGCAACUUCACCAAAGCCCUGGGCAAAGCUCUGGGCUGCGAAGAAGGCAAAGGCGCAAGAGGCGGUGACAAACGCUCAGAAGUGGUCUCUAUGGCACCAGGCGCGGGUCUGACCAAACUACUACCCCGGAUUUACGUUGAUGGCCCAUUUGGCUCUGCCUCUGAGGAUGUGUUCAAGUUCGAGACUGCCGUUCUCGUCGGUGCUGGUAUUGGAGUCACGCCCUUCGCCAGUAUUCUCAAGUCUAUCUGGUACCGCAUGAGCGCCGGAAGAGACAGCAAUAUACGCCUACGCAAAGUGUACUUUUUCUGGGUCUGCCGUGACUUUGGAUCCCUCGAAUGGUUCAAGAGUCUGCUCAUGGCAAUUGAGUCGCAAGACAAGCAACACAAGAUCGAAAUACAUGCUUAUCUCACUGCCAAAAUAUCCGCAGCGGAUGCGAACAACAUCAUGCUCAACUCCACUGACGCCGAUGCCAUUACCGGCUUACGGACGCCUACCAACUUCGGCCGCCCAAACUGGGACAUGGUUUUCCGGGCCGUUCGGAAGCUACAUUCACCUGGCGAGGCUGGAGUGUUCUUUUGCGGUCCAAAAGGCCUCGGCUCUCAAUUGCACAUCAAGUGCAACAUGUAUAGCGAAGGCGCCAAAGGAUUUAACUUUGUCUGGGGCAAGGAAAAUUUCUAG